AUGAUCUUUGCUUCUAAGACUGCCCAGGAUCAAUACUACACCGCCGAUGGCGGUGAAGACAUUAAACGCGACAUCGCAGCUGGGGGAGAACCUUAUAUUCCUCACGUGGAAACGCUCGUCAAUAAGGGAAAACCCAUCUCCGUGUACGAGUAUUGGCAGCUCAACAAGCAAAAGCUCGCUGCACAGAAGCGCUACCUCGACCUGUGGAACUCGACCAAAUCCACGACUUCGGGGAAGCCAAUAGACAUCUUGUUAUGCCCAGUCAUGCCUCAUUCGGCGGUGCCUCAUCGGAAAUGUCGCUGGGUGGGCUAUACAAAGGUGUUCAACUUUGUAGAUUACCCUUCGGUAGUAUUGCCAGCUGGCGAGGUGUCGAUAAAGCUUGAUGGUGCAGCCGCCGCAGACAUGGCUGCUUACGAGCCCAGGAACGCUCUCGAUGAGUGGAAUUGGAACUUGUUUGACCUGGAUAGUAUGAAUGGCAUGCCCAUUGGCGUUCAGAUAGUGGCGCGGAGGCUACAAGAGGAGAAAGCACUUGGAGCAGCAAAAGCGGUUGAUAAUAUCUUGAAGGGCGCUAAUAUACCAUAG
Didymosphaeria variabile is the source of this 582-nucleotide messenger RNA. RefSeq lists its product as uncharacterized. Bases 1 to 582 code for a protein of 193 amino acids. Lineage: Eukaryota; Fungi; Ascomycota; Dothideomycetes; Pleosporales; Didymosphaeriaceae. The transcript has a single exon. The record is from RefSeq and is a predicted model, not a curated record.